GAACGAACUCUCACCCUCAUCGUGGUGAGAUGAGAUGUUGGUUCCUGUUGAUGCUGGGGUCUGGUUGUUUACACUGCAGAAUGAAAAUACGCUAAAGUCAAAUACAUGCAAUAUUCUGGCUAAAGUGAUGCAGCUUUGUUAUGCCGUUCGGUGUAUUUUAAUUAUGCUGUCUUACCGCACCUUACCGAUAUUUGGUUUCAAAUGAGCUGGCCAUGGAGAAACGAUGAGGGCCUAAGCAGGAAAAGAGAGGGGAAGUGUCAAAUCGGACGAGAUGAACUGAGCAAAUAACAGGUAUGUCAUCCCAGCCUCAGGCAUUUUCCUCCCCGUCAGUGUCAUCUAGUGGCUACAGCCGCUCCAAGCGGAUGAAGGUGGAGACCUGUGGAUGGGAUGUAAACACCCAGUCAGCAGAGAACAGCUUCUAUCUGCAGAGCCCAAGCCAAGCUAACACAUCCUCCUCAAGCCCAGCUGCCUCCGACUUCAAUUCCAGCAACUACAACCGCCAGAAUCUAACCGCCUCCAACCUGGUCUUCCCACUAACGGCGGGGAGUGGCACCUCCCGGGAGCAGGCGGUGGUCCGCGCAGCAGACAGCACAGGCAGUCUUCCCGGGGGUCCCUCCUCAUCCUCAUCCUCAUCUUCCUCGUCGUCCGCGAGCCAUCAUACCAAAGAUGUGGCCUCUUCUACCAACCGGCAGGGCGAGGCUGGCUACCAAAAGCCGUACAGCCGCAAGCGCAAGAGCGAAGAGGUGGACAGCAGUGACAGUGUGCAGAUCCUGGAGGAGCUCUCAGCUCCGGUGCUCUCCAACCGUGUGGCUGGCGGGGCAGGCGCGGCAGGAGGAGGCACCACCACAGCCCAGUCCAUUGCCCACUCCACCUCCACCACCAAGAGCAGCAACUCCCACAGCGAGGGGGACUACCAGCUAGUCCAACAUGAAAUCCUCUGCUCAGUGUCCAACAGUUACGAGGUGCUCGAGUUUCUCGGCCGAGGCACAUUUGGGCAGGUGGCAAAGUGCUGGAAACGUGGCACCAAUGAGAUUGUGGCCAUCAAAAUCCUAAAGAAUCACCCGUCUUAUGCCCGGCAAGGACAAAUUGAGGUGAGCAUUCUGAGCCGACUCAGCACAGAGAACGCAGACGAGUUCAACUUUGUGCGCUCGUACGAGUGCUUCCAGCACAAGAACCACACCUGCCUGGUGUUUGAGAUGCUCGAGCAGAACCUCUAUGACUUCCUCAAGCACAGCAAGUUCAGCCCCCUGAUGCUCAAGUGCAUCCGGCCCGUGCUGCAGCAGGUGGCCACUGCCCUCAUGAAGCUCAAGAGCCUGGGCCUCAUCCACGCCGACCUCAAGCCCGAGAACAUCAUGCUGGUGGACCCCAUCCGCCAGCCGUACCGUGUCAAGGUCAUUGACUUCGGCUCGGCCAGUCACGUGUCCAAGGCUGUGUGCUCUACUUAUUUGCAGUCGCGAUACUACCGUGCUCCAGAGAUUAUCCUCGGGCUGCCCUUCUGUGAGGCCAUUGAUAUGUGGUCACUCGGAUGUGUGAUUGCUGAACUUUUUCUGGGUUGGCCUCUCUAUCCUGGAGCUUCGGAAUAUGACCAGAUUCGCUACAUUUCCCAGACCCAAGGCCUUCCAGCUGAGUACUUGCUGAGCGCAGGCACCAAGACUAGUCGCUUUUUCAACAGAGGACCAGACUCCAGUUAUCCUCUCUGGAGGCUCAAGACACCAGCUGAACAUGAGGCUGAGAUGGGAAUCAAAUCCAAGGAAGCUCGUAAAUACAUCUUCAACUGCCUGGAUGACAUGAUGCAGGUCAACAUGACUAGUCUGGAGGGGACUGACAUCUUGGCAGAGAAGGCAGACCGGCGAGAGUUCAUUGACCUGCUGAAAAAGAUGCUCACUCUGGACGCUGAUAAGAGGAUCACACCUAUGAAGACGCUGAACCAUCCCUUUGUGACCAUGACCCACCUGCUCCACUUCCCUCACAGCUCACACGUAAAGUCCUGUUUUCAAAACAUGGAGAUCUGUAAGAGACGGUGCAGUGCCUUUGACAACGGGAAGAAUCUGUUUGCCUCCAACAACACACCCAGUGCUGCCACAAACCUCACAGUUACCUUCAGCAGCCAACUCAAUCAGCACAACCAGAUGGCCUCCACAGGUGGACAGUCUCUGUCUCUGAGCAGUAACAUGCCUCUGCUGAACUACCAGCCAGGCUUGUACCAGCAGGCCACCAUCAACAUCCCAGGCCUGGCUCAACAGAGCGUUCCCCUGCAGGCGCGCCCCACACAGCUGUGCCCCCAGAAUGAGCCCUUCCAGCAGACCCUCAUUGUCUGUCCCCCGACCAUCCAGGGGCUUCAAACAUCUAGUAAGCACACUGGCUACCCAGUGAGGAUGGACAACUCUGUUCCCUUGGUGUCCCAGAACCAGGCCUCCCAGCCGCUGCACAUUCAGCCGGGCGUGCUCACACCGGGCUUCUGUAACCCACUGAUGAUAGCUACACUGCAGCCGCCCGUGGCAGGGAUGGGCCCCCUCUAUCCGGCGGUCCCUCUUGCGCUGGAACGCGAGGCCGGCUGGCCCGGCAGCCUGGAGCAGAGGGCCACUAUGCUGCAGACCUGGCCAGCAAGCACACAGCAGAUUCUCAUCCCCUCGGCUUGGCAGCAGAUGCCAGGCAUGGCUGUCCAUAGUUCUGGUCAGCAAGUGGUUGGUGAUUCUUCUAUGGGCCCAAUGUUCUCAGAUGGAGGACAGCAGAGUGGCAGUUGGAGGAACCGUCAUGGUGGUCACUUUGAUAGCAGCCAGCAGGAAGCUGGAGGGCGUCGCGUGACCCAGACCGGGGCACAAAACCUAAACAUGGGGACCUCUCACAGCAGAGUUCAGCAGAGCGGAGGCAAGAGGAGCAAGGCCAGACGCACCGAGAGCCGAGCCAGGCCAGUCUCCUGCCUACAGCCUGCUGCUACUCUCGCUCACAACCCUGGAUUCAAUGGGGACCAGUCUCAACCAAUCAUCAUCUCUGAUACUCCUAGCCCAGCUGUCAGCAUCAUCACCAUCCACAGCGACACGGAGGAUGAGGAUGACAGGAAGUUCCCCCCGGCAAGUGUGGACCAGAGGGCCAAUGUCAUCAGCUGUGUGACUGUCCAUGACUCCCAAGACUCUGACUCGUCCACCUGCAGUCCCCUGAGUCCCAAGCGUCUGCCCAACUUUGCGGAGAGCUCCUCUCACCUCUCCGAGUCCACGGCCGUCGUCAUGCCGUCUGUGAAGACCCAGCCUGGGGAGAGCAUGAGGCAGGAUCCAACUACUGACACCUCAGGCAGGGCUAAGAAAGGUACCGCAGCACAGUCCAACAGAUCUGGAGCCUCUAGCAGUGAGCGUCACCAAAGAAGAGCACCCAGCCGAACCCAACCCCUCAACCUGAGUCAGGUCCAGCAGGCAACCAUGUCCUCUCAGGAAUGCUCUGAGAAUGGGCAGAGCAGCAGCUCACUCCGACGGCAGCCCUCCUUCCCGCCUACCAGCAGUGCCGCCAUCAGCUCGUCCUCCUCAGCCUACCGGCUCCACGAGGCCUCGCUCUUUAGCUCGGCGUCCAACCUCUACGCCUACCCGGCGUCCAGCGCGCUCGCCUCCGUCUCGCAGGCCGUGGACCAGCUCCACGCCGCGGCCUCGUCCUCUUCCGGCCGCCACACCCGGCCCUCCGCUGCGGCCGCGGGGCCGUUCUCGGCCUCCCUCAGCCUCCUGCAGAAGAACAACAGUCUGGGCCUCAUGGCUCAGGAGGCAGCGCAGUACCAGCAGCAGCAGCACGCCCAGGCCUACAGCCGCUCCAGCACAGCCCAUGGCCCCUACCACCUGAACCAGAGGAAGCUCAGUCACCAUCAGUACCCCUACCUGUGAUGAGACGGGGCAGCAGUCACCAUCAGUACCCCUACCUGUGAUGAGACAGGGCAGCAGUCACCAUCAGUACCCCUACCUGUGAUGAGACGGGGCAGCAGUCACCAUCAGUACCCCUACCUGUGAUGAGACGGGGCAGCAGUCACCAUCAGUACCCCUACCUGUGAUGAGACACGACAGCAGACAGCGGCUGAAGAGAUGUGGCAAACGUCAGAUGUCAGAUGUUUCACCAACACAUGGUCUGCUUCAUUCUGGCGUACACUGUAGGGACACUGGGACAUUUUAGCUAGAAUUCCCUCCUAAAUAUGAUUUUAUGAGAAUCAUUCUAUUGGUUUUCUUGUUUUGAUUUUUCCUCUGCAAUUGAUUUAAUCCUAACUUUUUAUUUUGAUUUAGCUUAAAGGGGUGGUUCAGGAUUUUGGACAUAGGACCUCAUUUCCAAUUUAUCAGUGGAGACCGUUUUCAACACGUUUCCUCCAGUCCUUCUAGUUGCAGAGUUUGCAGGUGCUAGGCUAGCGCAAGUCAUCAGGAUGUGUUAGCCUGCCACUAAAAACAGUGUUAAUCUCUCCACAGUACACCCGAGGCAAAUUAAUUAUAAUGCCAGACAAUCAAUGUAAAUGUCUAUCACACUUGCUAACUUGGGAAUGAGGUCUUUUGUCCAAAAUCGUGAACCACCCCUUUAAGUGUGCUGUUAACCUCUGUGUGCUGCUCAUUUAUCAACUGACAAAGCCAAUGUGUCCUUCAGAUUUCAAUCAAGUGCUUGUGUGGUGAACUUUGUGACCCAUCGCUCCCAUUAGCCGUGAACAGCACUGCAGUAAGCAUAUUUCCUGAUGAUUUUUGUGUUUAUUUCUUCAAUUUUUGUUUUGAUCUGUACAUCAUAUUGCACCGUAUUAAUCAUGUGUAUCAUGUGCAAUUGGUCAUUGAUUUCACUUUAGAGUUUAAUUUGUAACUAUUUCAAUGUGAAUAUCAUGCAUUUUGUUAAUUGGUAUGUUACUUUGACGUAUUUAUGAUAAUGAUUUUAUUGUGCAUCAUUUGAUGCACAUGUUGGUGGUGGCAUGAAAAAUCACACAGUACUUUUACAGAUGGCUAAAAUAGUGGAACUUUAUUGGGAAAACUGACUGUUGAAGGACGGUGCUGUGUGGACUGGUGCUGUACUGUAUGUGAACUUGUAUGUAUGAAUGUGUGUGUGUGUAUGUUCAAUGUGUGUUGUAGACUUCAGAUUGGAUAGCUCACACUAAAAUGAAUCAUAGAGGACAGAGUCAUAGAGUCAUGUACUACCAAUGAAGUGUUUCCUUCAGUUCAUCCAUGCAAUGAGUAAACACUGCAGUAGGGUAGACUGUGUACAGUUAUGAGGGUGAAAGACCAGCGCAAGUUAUACUGACAUUGUAUGACCGUCACUGAGUUUAAGAUUGUGUCACGUUUCACUUUCCAAGAGCAAUGUGGAGAUUUGUGAAUCAGUUGCUUUUAGCGUUCAGUUACAAUGUGCAGUGACAGUGGUGUGCAACACAAGAAAAUCAGCCGAUGACCUGUAGUCUGUAAACAUCUAUGAAAAUAAAAAAUGAUUUUUUUAGUU
Messenger RNA from Alosa alosa (allis shad), 5430 nucleotides. RefSeq names its product homeodomain-interacting protein kinase 1-like. Gene Ontology annotation, molecular function: protein serine/threonine kinase activity; protein tyrosine kinase activity; ATP binding. Gene Ontology annotation, cellular component: nucleus; PML body; cytoplasm. Gene Ontology annotation, biological process: smoothened signaling pathway; peptidyl-threonine phosphorylation; intrinsic apoptotic signaling pathway in response to DNA damage by p53 class mediator. The record is from RefSeq and is a predicted model, not a curated record. Lineage: Eukaryota; Metazoa; Chordata; Actinopteri; Clupeiformes; Clupeidae.